Molecule: messenger RNA, 292 nt
Organism: Dimorphilus gyrociliatus
Lineage: Eukaryota; Metazoa; Annelida; Polychaeta; Dinophilidae
Source: the annotation of a GenBank genome assembly
CAUGGGCAAAUGCCCCGUACACGAAGCGGCGGCGAGUAGGAGGGCCGCUGGGGUGUGCGUUGAAGCGUUGGGCGUGAGCCCGCGUGAAGCCGCCUCGGGUGCAGAUCUUGGUGGGAAUCUGGUUAAUAUUCCAGAACCUGGACACAGAGAUCGUCCGUCACAAGCGGACCAGCGCGGCAACGCAACUGAACCGAGAAACGCCAACAUUGGUCCCGGGAAGAGUUCUCUUUUCUUUGUAAGGGUUCUAACAGCGUACCAUGGAAUCGGCUUGCCCGGAGAUAUGGACGUUUAA